Molecule: messenger RNA, 1678 nt
Organism: Leopardus geoffroyi (Geoffroy's cat)
Lineage: Eukaryota; Metazoa; Chordata; Mammalia; Carnivora; Felidae
Gene: PIGC
Product: phosphatidylinositol glycan anchor biosynthesis class C
Exons: 2
Coding region: 504-1397 (297 amino acids)
Biological process (GO): GPI anchor biosynthetic process
Cellular component (GO): membrane; glycosylphosphatidylinositol-N-acetylglucosaminyltransferase (GPI-GnT) complex
Source: RefSeq, a predicted model, not a curated record
GCGGCCGCCCUUCCGGGCCGCGCAGUCCUAGGAGGUGCGGGCAGGUGGGUUUCGAGCGGGAGUCAGUGUUUGCGGGCCUCUUUCUCCUCCGCCAUCCUCACCGGCGGCGGGCGCGGGAGGCCCCGGAGGGGGAGUGGGGCGCCCCCGGGGACACCUGCCCGACCCCCGGCCCCACGGAGGGGCGUUGCCCUUUCCGGCGCCGCGGAUCCUCCAGCCGGGGCGAAGCCGUGAGCUCCUAGGGCCGGGGUCCUUGCUGCAGUUGAGGGGGCUCCCAGGGUGUCUCGCUUGUGAAGCAAAACCUAGCGCGGGCUCUAUGGAAGAUAAUAAGGAACUUGGCCUAGCCUGGGUUGCCGCCUUUGAAAGUGAGGCAGGUCUGUGCAGUGUCAGCCACCACCCGGCAUGGGAUUUCCAGAGAGGUCUUAUUUCGGAACUUUAUAAGGAACGAGAACCACGUGGACUUCUGCGAGGGAGACUGAGCUGGCCUGAGUUUGAGGGAGAGGAUAAUGGGGACCCAGCCUGUAGCUGACACUGAGGAGGCCAAGUGGCAGAAGGUCCUGUACGAGCGACAGCCGUUUCCCGAUAACUACGUGGACCGGCGUUUCCUGGAAGAGCUCCGGAAAAACAUCCACGCCCGGAAGUACCAGUACUGGGCCGUGGUGUUCGAGUCGAGCGUGGUGAUACAGCAGCUGUGCAGCGUCUGUGUGUUUGUGGUCAUCUGGUGGUAUAUGGAUGAGGGCCUUCUGGCCCCCCAGUGGCUCUUUGGGACCGGCCUGGCCUCUUCACUGAUUGGCUAUGUUUUGUUCGAUCUCAUUGACGGAGGUGAAGGACGGAAGAAGAGUGGGCGGACCCGGUGGGCUGACUUGAAGAGCGCCCUGGUUUUCAUUACUUUCACCUACGGUUUUUCCCCAGUGCUGAAGACCCUGACGGAGUCUGUCAGCACUGACACCAUCUAUGCCAUGUCAGUCUUCAUGCUUUUGGGCCACCUCAUUUUCUUUGACUAUGGCGCCAAUGCUGCCAUUGUAUCCAGCACGCUGUCCUUGAACAUGGCCAUCUUUGCUUCUGUCUGCCUUGCCUCGCGCCUGCCCCGUUCCCUGCAUGCCUUCAUCAUGGUGACUUUUGCCAUCCAGAUUUUUGCCCUGUGGCCCAUGUUGCAGAAGAAACUGAAGGCAUGUACUCCCCGUAGCUACGUGGGUGUCACGCUGCUUUUUGCAUUUUCAGCCUUGGGAGGCCUGCUGUCCAUUAGUGCUGUGGGAGCCAUCCUCUUUGCCCUUCUGCUGUUUUCCAUCUCUUGUCUCUGCCCUUUCUACCUCAUUCGCCUGCAGCUUUUUAAAGAAAACAUUCAUGGGCCUUGGGAUGAGGCUGAAAUCAAAGAAGACUUGUCCAGGUUUCUCAGCUGAGUUAGGGACUUCCAUUCGGUUCUUAAGGGAAGCUGAUAGACUAAUCUCCUGGCUCAUACAAGAUUUGAAGGCAGAAUCCCAUUCUGGAAGCAACAUACUAUUGUGGGUGGGGGAACAGAGAUCAAAAGAAAAAGCUAACCAAGGGCGUGAGUGAUGAAGGUGUUUUUCUUUCUGUUACUUUGUGGAUGAAAAAGCUUUCUGGGACCCUCGAAUUACUGCCUCAUUAUUGCUGUAACAAAGGAAGUGAUGUGGUUUCUAUUAAAAAAAUAACAACACAUCCA